CUUUUUAUGCAGACGAAUAGGAGAACAUCUCCUCGAAAUUUAAAUUAACUCAUGGCCCCGAAUAGGCGAAGGUACAUAUAGCUAAAAGACGCUGAGUCUCAUGGGUCAUCUAUUUCAUGAGCUGGCUGGAUCUUGUAAGGCGACACCGUGUAAAGAGGAGUGCGUGGCUCUAAGUAACGGAAAACCAUUCUGCAUAAAUGGCAAAUGUCCUACAUCCUGGCAGAUAAACGGAGAGAAGAAAUAUUGUUUUGUUAACAAUUCUCUAAAUUGGCAGGCUGCCAAGGAUAGCUGCACUUGGAUGGAAUCACAUCUUCUGGAAAUAGAGAGUGAGGACGAACAAACCUGGAUUCAAAUCAAAACCUCCGGGAAUAGAUGGUGGAUGGGGGGAACAGACGAGGAGUCGGAGGGCACGUUCCACUGGAAAUAUUCAAAGACGACAUUGAAUUACACAAACUGGUUGAAAGGUGAACCUAACGGGGGUACAGCAGAAAAUUGCCUCGAAAUGCGUCCUGAGGGUCUUUGGAAUGACAAACCUUGUUAUUAUUCUAUUUACUACAUUUGUGAAAAAAGAUAAAAUAAUAAGAGACUUUUCAAUGUUGUACAUGUA
Messenger RNA from Saccostrea cuccullata (small rock oyster), 607 nucleotides. Its product is annotated as hepatic lectin-like. Gene Ontology annotation, molecular function: signaling receptor activity. Lineage: Eukaryota; Metazoa; Mollusca; Bivalvia; Ostreida; Ostreidae. The transcript is spliced from 4 exons. The coding region runs from base 101 to 574 and encodes 157 amino acids. The record is from RefSeq and is a predicted model, not a curated record.